Nestor notabilis (Kea) is the source of this 939-nucleotide messenger RNA. RefSeq names its product HUS1 checkpoint homolog (S. pombe) (gene HUS1). The coding region runs from base 1 to 939 and encodes 312 amino acids. Gene Ontology annotation, biological process: double-strand break repair via homologous recombination; mitotic DNA replication checkpoint signaling; mitotic intra-S DNA damage checkpoint signaling. The record is from RefSeq and is a predicted model, not a curated record. NCBI's taxonomy places the organism in Eukaryota, Metazoa, Chordata, Aves, Psittaciformes, Psittacidae. The transcript is spliced from 7 exons. Gene Ontology annotation, cellular component: checkpoint clamp complex; site of double-strand break; nucleolus.
AUGGGGCAGCCACAGCUUGUUGCCCUGAAGUGUUUGGGAGCUUCCGCAGCAGUUCGAGUUGCGUUUGCGGAGCCUGAACGCUCCCCUGGGAUGAGCGUGUGGAGCGGUUCCCGCUGUAACGUUCCCCUUCCUCCGCCAGGUGUAAUUAACACAAUCGCCAAGUUAGCCAAGACCUGCACCCUGCGCCUGACUGUCAGCAAGCUGUACUUCAUCCUCUCCGAUAAAGUAGCAAAUGGAGGUGUGGGUAUGUGGUGUGAGCUGAACCAGGGGAAUUUCUUCAAUGAGUUUCAGAUGGAAGGAGUGGCCGCAGAGCACAAUGAGAUCUACUUAGAGUUGAUGCCUGAGAACCUGUCGAGAGCAUUAAAAACUGCCCAGAAUGCUAACGCAGUGAAGAUGAAGUUGACUAACAAACACUGUCCCUGUCUCAGAGUCGCUGUGGAGCUACCAUCCUUAUCAAGCAGCAGUAGGAUUGUGACACAUGACAUUCCUGUGGGGGUUAUUCCCAGAAGAUUAUGGAAUGACUUCAGAGAGCCCAGUGUACCAGACUUUGAUGUCAGUAUUUACUUACCAGUGCUGAAAACAAUGAAGAGUGUUGUGGAGAGAAUGAAGAAUCUCAGUAAUUACAUUAUGAUUGAAGCAAACUUGAGUGGAGAAAUGAACUUGAAAAUAGAAACUGACUUAGUUUGUGUAACUACACAUUUUAAAGACUUGGGAAAUCCUUCCUGGGCAUUAGAGGAUGGAUGUCAAAGUUCUCAAGACAGAGAUCCAGAAAGCAUGGCUGAGGCACGCAUAGACAUCAGGAAGCUGCAGCAGCUGCUUGCUGGACAGCAGGUCAACCCCACAAAAGCAUUGUGCAAUAUUGUAAGUAAAAGAAUUGUCCACUUCAUCUUGCUUCAUGAGGACGUUUCACUUCAGUAUUUCAUUCCAGCACUUACCUGA